AUGCAUAUCUUGUUGCGUGACGAUGUCGGGGGAGGUGGACGUGAACACCUUGGUGUGGCCUUGUGUGACGAUGGUCAGCUUGGCCUUGGCUCGCACGUCGACCUUAAGAUUGACCUUGUCGCCAGCCACCAGUCCGCCGCCUGUAGGGUGGAUGGGGUGCCAAGAGGGGAGGGUUGGCUAUGA
Messenger RNA from Podospora pseudocomata, 183 nucleotides. RefSeq lists its product as uncharacterized. The transcript is spliced from 2 exons. NCBI's taxonomy places the organism in Eukaryota, Fungi, Ascomycota, Sordariomycetes, Sordariales, Podosporaceae. The record is from RefSeq and is a predicted model, not a curated record. The coding region runs from base 1 to 183 and encodes 60 amino acids.